This is a messenger RNA of Jaculus jaculus (lesser Egyptian jerboa), 2658 nucleotides long. It is a transcript of the gene Zdhhc7, whose product is annotated as zinc finger DHHC-type palmitoyltransferase 7. The record is from RefSeq and is a predicted model, not a curated record. The coding region runs from base 224 to 1150 and encodes 308 amino acids. Gene Ontology annotation, biological process: peptidyl-L-cysteine S-palmitoylation; protein targeting to membrane. The transcript is spliced from 8 exons. Gene Ontology annotation, cellular component: endoplasmic reticulum; Golgi apparatus. Gene Ontology annotation, molecular function: protein-cysteine S-palmitoyltransferase activity. NCBI's taxonomy places the organism in Eukaryota, Metazoa, Chordata, Mammalia, Rodentia, Dipodidae.
CCGAGCCGAUCCGGAGGCCAGCUCCGGCCCGGCCAUGAGCGCGGCCGCAUAAUGCGUCCCUGCCUCGGCCGCUGCAGCCGCCGCCGGCCGGGAGGAGCCGCAGCGCCGGGCGACCCCGCCCGGGCCUCGGAUCCUAUCACAUAGGGCAACAUGUGCCCCAAGAUUCUGAAGAAAAGGUGCAAGUGAUAUGUAGAAGUUGUUUGUAAGGGUGCUCCAGGGAAUCAUGCAGCCGGCAGGACACAGGCUCCGGGACAUCGAGCACCAUCCCCUCCUGACCGACAAUGACAAUUACGACUCCACGUCCUCCUCGUCCUCUGAGGCUGACAUGGCAGACCGGGUGUGGUUUAUUCGAGAUGGCUGUGGUAUGGUCUGUGCCGUCAUGACGUGGCUUCUGGUCGUCUAUGCAGACUUUGUGGUGACUUUUGUCAUGCUGCUGCCUUCCAAAGACUUCUGGUACUCCGUGGUGAAUGGAGUCAUUUUCAACUGCUUGGCGGUGCUGGCGCUGUCAUCCCACCUCAGAACCAUGCUCACCGACCCUGGGGCGGUUCCCAAAGGGAAUGCCACAAAGGAGUAUAUGCAGAGUUUGCAGCUGAAGCCAGGAGAGGUGAUCUACAAGUGCCCCAAGUGCUGCUGCAUCAAGCCCGAGCGCGCCCACCACUGCAGUAUUUGCAAAAGAUGUAUUCGGAAAAUGGACCAUCACUGCCCGUGGGUGAACAACUGCGUAGGAGAAAAGAAUCAGAGAUUUUUUGUGCUCUUCACUAUGUACAUAGCCUUGUCAUCGGUCCAUGCUCUAAUCCUCUGUGGGUUGCAGUUCAUUUCCUGUGUCCGAGGGCAGUGGACAGAGUGCAGUGACUUUUCACCUCCAAUAACUGUGAUCCUGUUGAUCUUCCUGUGCCUUGAGGGGCUUCUGUUUUUUACCUUCACUGCAGUUAUGUUUGGCACCCAGAUCCACUCGAUAUGCAAUGAUGAGACGGAGAUUGAAAGGCUGAAGAGCGAGAAGCCCACGUGGGAACGAAGGCUACGGUGGGAAGGGAUGAAGUCUGUCUUUGGCGGACCCCCCUCACUCCUCUGGAUGAACCCCUUCGUCGGCUUUCAAUUCAGGCGGCUGCGAAUGAGGUCCAGGAAGGGAGGCCCAGAGUUCUCAGUGUGAACCUCUCUGGGAAUGUACUAGACAUCCCAUUGUUACUGGGGCCUAUGAGGGUAGUAGCCCUGUUGUGGCUAGGUCUGCCCUGCUGCUGCAGGCCAUGAGCAGUUUGGGACCAGAGCCCCUGGGCCCUCGCUGGUUUCAUCUGUACUGCCAGGAGAAAUGUGUGGUCCUACAAGGAGGUCUCUUACCACCUUCCUGAUACUUUGGGAUGUCACAUCCAUGUUCUGAGCUGCUUUUCUCAAUUAUGAAGAAAGAACCAGCACAGUGGAUAUGAGUUCUGUGAGCAGUCGCUGCCAAGGGUCCUGCUGACCCUGUCUCCAGCACACCCUCCCAAUCAGAAGAGGCGUUUCCAGAGACCUUAUGGCCUCAGAGUGGGCUCUGACACUUUGCACUGAAGUUGCAAAAGUUCCAUGCACUGAACAGUGAAGGCAGCUUCCGGAACACCCCUGCUGUCCUGGAGCAGCAUCCUUUGACCCUUCAAGUCUGUGUGUGCCCAUCUGUGUGCGUCUGUGUGUGCGUGUGUGUGUGAGCAUGUGUCAAAAUGGGCAGUGUUGUUCAGGCUGUGUAUAGCAAGCAAGCUAAUGUUUCAGGGAAGUGGGGCACACUGCGUGGCCCUCGCUGGGGCUCCUAUGAAUGUAUUGCAUAUGAAGAGUGUCCAGAUCCAAAGAACAGUCAUUCCUGCCCAUGUGGCCUCCCUCCUGCUUUCAUCUUACUCUAAAAGCCAGAGUGUUUGAGGGCUUGGAGCUGAGUUUUCUGUUGUUCAGCCAAAUUAGCAAUGUAAGCAGCUCUGUAGCAAGGAAGGGUGGCCCCAUGCCCAGCACAAGAGAAGCAGGCUUCCUCAGGCCCCUUAGGCAGGAAUGGCAGGGGAGGCAGCCCUGUGCCUGAGCUGCCAGAAUGGCAGCAUGGUGGCUUUUUUUGUUUGUUUGUUUCUCUACCCACAACACAGUAGUCAGAGUGGACCUGUGAUGUGAGCUUAGAAUUAUGCCGGAACGCAAACAGCUCCCUUCCAGGGGACUUGCCUUAAACUUCCAAGUUGUUCUUUUGCUGCUGAUGCAUGGAGAGCUGUCUGUGACAGGCUGGGGACUUCCUGUGAGUCCAGCGCCCACCCUGAGAUGGGUGUCUCCCUGCUGGGGACUGCCUGCCUCACUGUCUCCUGACGCCAUUGCUCUGUUGUCAUACCCCAACUGGGCUCUGUGCUGCCAGGUGAACCCCAGGGCCUCUCAACCCCUGCCCUUGCAGACCACAGGAUGGAGUCACUACAGAUGUCCAGCAGUCCACAGGAGGGACAGCAUAGCAUGGGUGGGCUUUAGAGAUCGUUCCAUGCAUUUGCACAUCUGUCUGGACGACGUGUGCUAGGCUCUUGGUGUGUUUAACCUGUCCACCAUCAGUCAUUCUCAAGGGUGGGGCAUUAAUUGGGUGAGCCUUGUGAGUGUGCAAGCCAAGUAUACUUGACUUUCAACCUUUCCUCUCCAUGUGACUUUUAUAUGAAAUAAAGUGACCCAUCCACAGUU